Molecule: messenger RNA, 420 nt
Organism: Prunus armeniaca (apricot)
Lineage: Eukaryota; Viridiplantae; Streptophyta; Magnoliopsida; Rosales; Rosaceae
Source: the annotation of a GenBank genome assembly
AUGUCGAUCACCAUCACAGACUACGAAUUGGACUGCAACACCCACGACCUCUACAGAGCUCCACAAGCUCAUUGUAGGGCUCGAUCUAGAGUGGCGUCCUUCCUUCACCAAAGGUUUACCUUUGUGGGCGUAGGAAUUCGGGAAGAUGUUCGAAAGCUUAUGGAUGAUUAUGGGCUUGUGGUGGCAAAUUUUGUCGAUCUUAGGGUUUUGGAGGCUAGGAGGUAUGGGUGGAGUGUGCCCCGGAAUUUGAGUCUAAAGGACAUGGCAGAGGAGGUUCUAGGGCAGGAGUUUCAGAAGCCAAAGACUAUUACUACGAGUCACUGGGAUAAGCCAUGCCUUUCUCUUGCGCAAGUCAAGUAUGCCUGUGUUGAUGCCUUUGUUUCUUUCGAAAUUGGGAGGGUUUUGAGAGCAGCAGAUUAA